Molecule: messenger RNA, 1022 nt
Organism: Solanum tuberosum (potato)
Lineage: Eukaryota; Viridiplantae; Streptophyta; Magnoliopsida; Solanales; Solanaceae
Exons: 2
Source: RefSeq, a predicted model, not a curated record
CUGAAAGUGAGGAAGGAGAUGAAGAUGUUGUCAAAAUUUUUAAUAUUGACAAGUUUCAUGUAGAGAUGCCUAUAGAUGACCCUACAAAUUUGACAGGUGAUUUUGUUGUAAAAUCAGCCAUGGGUGCCAAAUUUGAUGCUUUUAGAACAAUAUUGAUGAAUGAAAAGUUGGAGGAUUUCUUUAAAUCUAGCUGUUUUGGAUACUUUCUUGAUUUGCCGGAGGCUAACAAUGCACGUUUUCAAAUGAGCAUGGUGUAUGAUCUUCUCAAGCGCAGAAUCAAGUAUAAGGGAGCUGAUAAUGAUGCUUUGGAGGAUAAGAACAAGAAAAUGGAUGAGAUUUGGAUAAACUACUGUGGCAUGCCUGUUUGUUUUGGCAUAAAAGAAUUUGCCAUAGUGACUGGACUGAGAUGUCAUCCUCCUUCUGAACCUCUUCCUAAAGUUGCACGCUUAAGAAAGCCAAGAGAAAAAAAGAUAUCUAAAUCAGUCAAGGUUGGCAAGAAAGGUAAAAAGCCAGUCAAGACAGUCAACACCAAAACCAACAAAGGCAAAGAAAAACCAAAUAAUGAAAAUGAGUUGUUGGCUAUUAUUGGACCUAGUUAUAAAGCCAAAGAUUUGAUAGAAGAUCUCCAGAGCAAAAAGGUUUUAAAGAAGCACAAAGAGCGACUGUGCUUAGUUUGGUUUGUGCAUGCUAUUUUAUGGGCUAAAGACAUCAACAAUGUCAUAGAUCUUAGUUUGUUUGUGCUUGCUCAAGAUUUGGAUGCAUUCAACAAUUACCCAUGGGGUAAUGAUAGUUAUUUCUUGACUGUCGAGUAUUUGGUGUCAAAGUUAUCACCGAAGACUAACAAUUUAUAUGGCUUUCCUUGGGCUUUCAUGGCUUGGGCAUUUGAAGCAAUACCUUAUCUCAGGAAGCAAUUCAACGAUUACUCGAAAGAAAUUUCUCAACCAAGGAUUCUUAGGUGGUUGUCUGCCAAGAACAACCCAAAAAUAAAUUCCGUUGAUCUAUUCGAUCCUCCUCAUGAUAUA